Messenger RNA from Sceloporus undulatus (fence lizard), 3983 nucleotides. RefSeq names its product myostatin (gene MSTN). Gene Ontology annotation, molecular function: growth factor activity; cytokine activity. NCBI's taxonomy places the organism in Eukaryota, Metazoa, Chordata, Lepidosauria, Squamata, Phrynosomatidae. Gene Ontology annotation, cellular component: extracellular region. The record is from RefSeq and is a predicted model, not a curated record. The transcript has 3 exons. Gene Ontology annotation, biological process: SMAD protein signal transduction. The coding region runs from base 107 to 1234 and encodes 375 amino acids.
GAUUGCAUUUGCCUUCAGUGAUUCACAGAGUACUGAAAGAUUAGGAAAAGAACUAAAGAAAGGAGAAAAGGAAAAGAAGGAAAAGGACUCUAGUGAAUGUGAGACAAUGCAAAAGUUUAAAAGCUAUAUUUAUAUUUAUCUUCUCAUGUUAAUCAUACCUGGUCCAGUGGAUCCAAAUGAAAGUAACCAGGCAAAUGAGAAUAUAGAAAAAGAUGGACCGUGCAAUGCAUGUACAUGGAGGCAAAGUACAAAAUCUUCAAGAAUAGAAGCUAUAAAAAUCCAGAUCCUCAGCAAACUGCGUCUGGAACAAGCACCUAACAUUAGCCGGGAUGCUAUACGGCAACUUUUACCUAGAGCUCCUCCAGUACAAGAACUGAUUGAUCAAUAUGAUGUCCAGAGAGAUGACAGCAGCGAUGGUUCUUUGGAAGACGAUGAUUAUCAUGCAACAACUGAAACUAUUAUUACGAUGCCAACUGAGUCUGAUUUUCCUAUGCCCGUGGAAGGAAAACCCAAAUGUUGCUUUUUUAAAUUUAGCUCUAAAAUACAGUAUAAUAAAGUGGUAAAGGCUCAGUUGUGGAUAUACUUAAGACAAGUCCAGAGGCCUACCACAGUAUUUGUGCAGAUCCUGAGACUCAUCAGACCCAUGAAAGAUGGUGCAACUUCUACUGCAAUUCGAUCCUUGAAACUUGACAUGAACCCAGGCGCUGGUAUUUGGCAGAGCAUCGACGUGAAGUCUGUGCUGCAAAAUUGGCUCAAACAACCUGAAUCCAACUUGGGCAUUGAAAUUAAAGCUCUGAAUGAAAAUGGAAGAGAUCUUGCUGUAACUUAUCCAGGACCAGGGGAAGAUGGUUUGAAUCCAUUUUUAGAGGUCAGGAUUACUGAUACGCCGAAAAGAUCACGUAGAGAUUUUGGUCUUGACUGUGAUGAACACUCAUCAGAAUCUCGAUGUUGUCGGUACCCACUGACUGUGGAUUUUGAAGCUUUUGGAUGGGACUGGAUCAUUGCACCCAAAAGAUACAAAGCAAAUUACUGCUCUGGAGAAUGUGAAUUUGUGUUUCUACAAAAAUAUCCACACACUCAUCUUGUGCAUCAAGCAAAUCCAAGAGGUUCAGCAGGCCCUUGCUGCACACCUACUAAGAUGUCCCCAAUAAAUAUGCUGUACUUCAAUGGAAAAGAACAAAUCAUGUAUGGAAAGAUACCAGCCAUGGUAGUAGAUCGCUGUGGGUGCUCCUGAGCCCUCCAUUAGGUUUGCUACUUCAUAAAUAUGGAGUCUACAAAAAUUUCCUUUGAGCAAUUUUUGAAACUGUGAAUUUUUGAACAAUAGGCCUACCUCUUUUAGGCUGCACUCUAGGCUAUUAUAAAGAUUUCUUACCAGACAAACUACAGUAUGUGAACGGAAGGACAUUUUAAUACAUGGCUGGUUUCCAACCAGUGAAAAGAUAAGCUACAAUCAAACUUUCAGGAUUUCACAAUGAUUUUCUCAUUCUGGAAAGGGAUCUCUUUUCAUUUAUGCAAACAACAUAGUCAUAUAAAGGUAUCAGAAAUAGAUAAGGGCAACCUCCUUAUAUUCCAGAGAAUGAAAAGGAGUGGAUUAUUAAACAUACUCUCAACAGUUUAAUAUACAGGUACUAUUGCAUUUACAGUAGAGGAUAGACUGGUGAUAUAUAGUGAACAGAGUACCAAUGAAUUGUCCUCAAACACUUGAAUUGAGUUUAGAGUAUAAAAACUGAUAAGAUGAAAUUCCACAAAACAGAAGUCCACAAAUUAGGUUAGAUAUUUUGUGAUUCCAUUCCUUUUAUAAUUAGUAUAUUCAUUCUAGUGGUGCUAUCUCAUUGAGCUUAAUGGUUCCAUCCCAAGAUUUGUUGCUAGAGCCCUGAGAUAUAGGAUAGAAUGUACCAACAGUUAGAUUACCACAAUGACCAGGAUCCAAAGGGUAGCCCCUGGUGAUGAAGCAGCUCCAUCAAUUGAAAUCGGAGGAAACAACCCUAUUCUGUCCUGUAACCCCUAUGGGCAACUGUGGGACGCUAAGGAUCCUAUGAGCAAUUGUGGGGGGCUACAAGGCCACAUUAGCCCUCCUGGAGAACUUAGAGAGUUGCACCUCCCACAACUCUAAAAGACCCCCACAAAACCCCACAAACACCCCAGUUUGCUCCCAAAGCUCUCUUUAGCAACAGAAAGUGACCAGAGUGCCUUUUGUACUCUAAAAACCUGCUCUGAGAGACUAGGAAACCCUAUGGGACAGGUUUUUAGAGAGCUGCAAAGGGUGGGAGAAGAAGGUCUUCUUGUCGAUGGUAGUGUAGUGUUGGAUUUAGGGCCUAGUAACAAAACUUUAUAUUGUAGUGGAACUGCAGACAGCCAUCGGAUUGGAGUGGUAAUAUUUAUUUAUACAUUUAAAACAUACGUAUAAAGCACAAGAAUUGAUGUUCCUUUCCUGAAGUAUAGUUUAUUAAACAUUCACAAGGAAUGGAAUUUUUGAAAUUAAUGAGUUUUUGUACUUAAGCACGCAUCCAUAUUACAGGAAAUGAGGAAAGGGAAAAAAAGUUUCUUUAUGAUAAGAUAAUUAUAACCCACAAUGCAACAUUACAGUUUGCACUGUGGUAAACCAAUGGACAAAAUUAAUAAGUACAAUAUUGUAAAAAAACAAAAAUGAAACAUUGAUAUAUUACUAAGUUUGUAUAAUACACACACACUUAUUAUUAUGAUGAUGUAAAUAAAUGUUUGUUUUUUUAUUUACUAUUAAUAUACCAGACUAUAUGGUCAACAUGUUUUGGGUUAACUUGUUCUAUCAUGUGAAAUUACAUUUCUAACAAUGAUAUCCAUUAAGGUUUUCUUCUUAUGUAGCAAGUGCACACUAUAUUGGGAACAUUCUUAUGCUCCUGAAAGCAGUGCAUACACAUGGUAUUCUCGUUAUCACUUAUUGCCCCACUGACCUGUUGUACAUUUGUGGAUUGCAACGGUUCUGCUUCUUCACUUGUAUUGAAUGAGAAAAGCUUCAUGUAAGAGUUCUAGGUACAUAUGGAUUAGUGGAUCAGAGCAAUUUUGGAUAUAAUUGCUGCUGGACUUCAAUGUAAACCAUAGGAAUAGUGUAUAUAGUCACCUCUCCACAUUUGCAGCUUUGACUUUUGUGGAUUUGAUCAUUUGCAGAUUUGAAUAAUAUAUUCUUUCUAGCAAUCUCUAGGUCCUCCAGUGUAACUCUAUGGCCAACGUUUGCCAGAGGUUGUGCUGGAGGACCUAGAAAUUCCCAGAGAGAUGUUCUCUCAGGUUAAAAAAAAUAGUGUUUUCUUUUUAUUUGCUGUUUGUCCACUUUCAUGGAGACCCUGCAUCCCUAACUCUAGUGAAUGUGGAGGGCCCACUGUAUAUUUUCAUAUCAACCUUCUUUUUUUUUUUAACAUUAGUCAGUUGCACAUGGAGAUAAACAGUGGACAUUACUUGUUGAAUGCAAAGGGGAGUAUUGUUUUAUAUCUUGUCUUAAAGCAUGAAAAAAGUGAAGCUUAAUUCCAAGAUGGGCAAGAGAAACAUGAAAAUGCCUGUAGUAUCUAUCAGUUAUAGCAGUGCAUGGAGCUCAUGCACAAGCAUUUUCAGAGCAGUACUAGUGGCUGUUUUUCAUCAGUCACAGCUCUUUGGUUCCAGUUGUAUGAAUAAUCAAUUUUGUAUUGAUUCAGCUAAAAUGUAAUUUUUCAUACUUUAGUAAUAUAUCAAUAUACUGUUGACAACAUAAACCAUAAUAUGUUCAUUAACUCUAUUUUUCUUAAGAACUAAAAUCUUACAAAAUAUUUUAUUAUUUUUAUUUUAUAAGUAUGCAAUAAACCUUAAUUAUCUCAUAUUACUGUAUAUUUUGCUCAGCAAAAAAUUUAAAAAUCUACCUAUUUCCUGUUAAGGGACUUUUUUCAAAUGUGAAAGAGUAUUGAAAAUACAGACAUUGUACAAUAACCACUAUAAUUUCUGUUAAAAUAUUUUAAUUUUUGUACAAUAUCAGAACUGUA